CGAGAGUACGCAGCUGCGGUUCCGGUCGGAGUUGUUUGACGUUGCCAGCUGACAUGGCUGCGCCCGUAGUAAGGAGUGUUCGGAAGCUGCUGAAGCUCGUGGACUUCACGUCGGUCCCGCGGAGACACCGAUAUAAGAAGAAAUGGGCUACCACAGAGCCAGAAUUCCCUGCCACUCGGCUUGCUCUGCAGAAUUUCGACAUGACCUACAGUGUACAAUUUGGGGAUCUUUGGCCCUCGAUUCGUGUUAGUCUUCUCUCAGAGCAGAAGUAUGGCGCAUUGGUCAAUAAUUUUGCUGUUUGUGAUAACGUGAGUGCUAAGCUGGAGCAGCUGAGUGCCAAGGACUUUGUGAAUGAAGCCAUCUCUCGCCAGGAACCAGAGCCUGAGAGUGGCCUCGCUCCCACUCCAUCCCCAGACUGCAGUCCAAACCUUCGAUGCUUUACUUUCUCCAGAGGGGAUGUCAGCCGUUUCCCUCCUGCCAGACUUGGCAGCAUGGGUCUCCUGGAUUACUACCUGAUGGAUGCUGCCUCCUUGCUACCAGUCCUGGCUCUUGGUCUGCAGCCUGGAGACACCGUGCUUGACCUGUGUGCAGCUCCUGGGGGGAAAACACUGGCCUUACUUCAGACGGGCUGUUGCCGUAAGUCAGUGGGAUGGCUUCUCAGGCCGGCAGGAAUCCCCCACUUCGCCCAGUCAGGGCACACUGAAAAUGAUAAGCUUUCUUUCUGGUCCCAGGGUCAGAGGGGUAAUAAUAUUUGCUAAGGUUGUCAGUCAGUU
Alexandromys fortis (reed vole) is the source of this 773-nucleotide messenger RNA. RefSeq names its product 5-methylcytosine rRNA methyltransferase NSUN4-like. The transcript is spliced from 3 exons. Gene Ontology annotation, molecular function: RNA methyltransferase activity. The coding region runs from base 54 to 758 and encodes 234 amino acids. Lineage: Eukaryota; Metazoa; Chordata; Mammalia; Rodentia; Cricetidae. Gene Ontology annotation, biological process: rRNA methylation. The record is from RefSeq and is a predicted model, not a curated record. Gene Ontology annotation, cellular component: mitochondrial large ribosomal subunit.